Molecule: messenger RNA, 1695 nt
Organism: Purpureocillium lilacinum
Lineage: Eukaryota; Fungi; Ascomycota; Sordariomycetes; Hypocreales; Ophiocordycipitaceae
Biological process (GO): transmembrane transport
Cellular component (GO): plasma membrane
Molecular function (GO): transmembrane transporter activity
Source: RefSeq, a predicted model, not a curated record
AUGGCGCGGAGCGAUUCGAGCGAGACCAUGACGGACCGCUCCGCUUCACGUGAAGAGCGCGGGAGGCGACGUGAGAGCCAUUUUGCAGAUGGGAUCCAACAGCUGGACGUGCUGGACGCCCAGGAGCGCUAUGAGGAGGAGACCAAGGACCGAGGCAUUGGCGCGCUGCACCACAUCCGCUCCAGGACGCGCAGCCGGACACACGAAAUGGUCAUCGCAUGGGAGCACAACGACCCCGAGAACCCGUACAACUGGCCAACAUCCAAAAAGCUCUUUGUCCUCGUCAUCACGGCCAUGCUCGUCAUCAACUCGACCAUGGGGUCUGCCCUGCCGAGCAUGGCCGUCCCCAACAUCACCCGUGACUUUGGCGUCACGUCGACGCCGCAGAAAGUGCUCCCCAUCAGCGUCUUCUUGAUAGGAUAUGUCUUUGGGCCCAUCAUCUGGGGCCCACUGAGCGAGCACUUUGGCCGCCGCUACCUGACCAUUGUUACCUUCAUCGCCUUCUCCCUCUUUACUAUGGCGUGUGCCCUGGCUCCCAACUGGCCUGCCCUUCUUGUGUUUAGGCUCUUCUGCGGAGUGUUUGCCAGUGCUCCCAUUGCCAUUGUGGCGGGCAUUCUUGCCGACAUCUACGGCGAGCCCAGGACCAGGGGGAGGGCGUUUGCCGUCUUCAUGGUGACCACCGUCUGGGGCCCGCUCUUCUCGCCCAUCGUGUCCGGCUUCACGUCCACGACCAUUGGCUGGCGCUGGACGUUCUGGAUCGCCCUCAUGUACGCCGGCGCCACGCUCGUCCUCAUCGUCUUCGUCCCCGAGACGUUUGGCCCGAUCCUGCUCUCCCAGCGGGCACGCCGGCUCCGCAAGGAGGACCCAGCGCUGCGCGUCGUCGCCCCCCGCGACCUCGAGGAGACGGACCUGAACCGCCUUCUCACCGUCGUCCUCACCCGGCCCCUGCGCAUGCUCUUCUCCGAGCCCAUUGUCUCCGCCACCUGCGCCUACCUCGCCCUCGUCUAUACCAUCUUCUACAUGUCCUUCCAGGCCUUCCCCAUCAUCUUCCAACGCCUCUACGGCCUCUCCCCCGGCGUCACCGGCCUGUGCUACCUGCCCAUCGGCGGCGGCGCCAUGCUCAGCAUGCCCGUCUUCUGGUACUGGGACGGCGUCCUCGCGCGCGCCCAGGACCGCGGCGACCGCUGGGUCCAGCGCGAGGAAUACCGCCGCGUGCCCCUCGCCUGCGUCGGCGGCCCAUUGUACGUCGUCUCCCUCUUCUGGCUCGGCUUCAGCGCCAAGGACUCCGUCUCCUUCGUCGCCCCCAUGCUCGCCGGCGUCCCCUUCGGCAUGGGCUUCAUGCUCAUCUUCAUGGCCCUGCUCAACUACCUCACCGACGCCUACGAGAUCUUCGCCGCCUCCGCCAACGCCGCCGCCUCCUGCUGCCGCUCCCUCCUCGCCGUCGUCCUGCCCCUCGCCACCACGCCCAUGUUCGCCCGCCUCGGCAUCUCGGGCGCCUGCGCCCUCCUCGGCGGCCUCAGCGCCGCCAUGUGCGUCAUCCCCUUCGUCUUCAUCUGGAAGGGGCCGAAGAUACGGAGCAAGUCCCGCUUUUGCAUCGCCUUGCGAGAGCGUAAGGAGGAGAUGCUGCGAAAGGCCGAAGAGGAGAGGCAGCGUUUGGAGCGCGCCGCCCAGCGGGAAAAAGAGGACGCUGUCUGA